AUGAAAACUCUCUUACUUUGGGGAACAAUCUUGCUGCUCAUAUGGCUUUGCGUGGCCGAAGGGGAUGGAGAAGGUAAAUCCACAACAGAAACAACGAGAUCAUCAACAACUGGGUCUACCACACAAACUACUGAUGGUUCAACAUCUGAAUCCACAACGGAAAGCACCGGAUCAUCAACAACUGGGUCUACCACACAAACUACUGAUGGUUCAACAUCUGAAUCCACAACGGAAAGCACCGGAUCAUCAACAACUGGGUCUACCACACAAACUACUGGUGGCGCUGUGCACGUGAGAACCUACUGGGGCAUAGUCCUCAACUUACUGGUUCUGAAAAUGAUCCUAUGUUAG
Molecule: messenger RNA, 351 nt
Organism: Fasciola hepatica (liver fluke)
Lineage: Eukaryota; Metazoa; Platyhelminthes; Trematoda; Plagiorchiida; Fasciolidae
Source: the annotation of a GenBank genome assembly